This is a messenger RNA of Suillus paluster, 3810 nucleotides long. RefSeq names its product RecF/RecN/SMC. Gene Ontology annotation, cellular component: chromosome; nucleus; cohesin complex. Bases 1 to 3810 code for a protein of 1269 amino acids. Gene Ontology annotation, biological process: sister chromatid cohesion. The transcript has 26 exons. Gene Ontology annotation, molecular function: protein binding; ATP binding; DNA binding. The record is from RefSeq and is a predicted model, not a curated record. Lineage: Eukaryota; Fungi; Basidiomycota; Agaricomycetes; Boletales; Suillaceae.
AUGCCUCUCAUCCGCAUAGAAUUGAGCGAUUUCAAGUCAUAUCGGGGCCACCAGGUUAUCGGACCAUUCAAGAACUUCACAUCCGUUAUCGGCCCAAAUGGCGCUGGAAAAUCCAAUCUCAUGGAUGCAAUCUCUUUCGUGCUCGGUGUAAAAAGUGCACAACUGCGCAGUAGCCAACUUAAAGAUCUCGUCUACCGCGGGCGCAGGCUCGCCAAAGGCCCCUCCGAUGCCUCUGAGACCACACAAGAUCAGGAGGACAACGAUGAUAGCGACGGCGACGGUGAAGGUGAGGGCACAGCGAAGAAGGCAUGGGUGCUUGCAGUGUUCCAGGAUGAAAAGAGAAAGGAGUGGUUAUUCCAGCGAACAAUAUCGACCACCGGAGCAUCCGAAUACCGUCUCAAUAACAAAGUUGUCACCUACUCCGCGUACAACGCCGCCCUGACGUCCCAUAAUAUCCUCGUCAAAGCCAAGAACUUCCUCGUCUUCCAGGGUGAUGUCGAGGCUGUCGCGUCUCAGUCUCCAAGAGAGCUUUCCCGCCUCAUCGAACAAAUUUCAGGCUCUCUGGAGCUCGCCCAAGAAUAUGAGAAAGCCAAAGAAGCUCAGGAUCGCGCAACAGAGAACGCAACCUUCAACUUCACAAAGAGGAGAGGCAUUGCCGGUGAGAUAAAGCAGUAUAAGGAACAAAAGGGCGAGGCAGAGCGAUUUGAAAGUUUGUGUGACCAGAAGGACGACCUUAUCUUGAAGCGCAUCCUUUAUAAACUAUUCCACAUCGAAGAGGCACUGGAAGCGAACGCGCGAGACAUUCAGACAAAGUCUAGAGCACUCGCUGGCCUACGUGCAGAGCAUGGAGAACACGAUAGAGCUCUUGAGGAUGCGCGCGCAGAGCAAGCAAGGGCUCGCACAGCUGUCGUACGAGAUGAGAAGAAAGUCAAGAAGGCCGAAAAGGCGUUGGAAGCCAAGGAACCUGAGCUGGUGGAAGUCGACGCCCAGAUCAAGCACUCGUCCCGAAAGCUGCAAAAUUCCCAGAAGAUGCAGGAGCAGGUCGGCAAUGAUGCUGAGCGUCAGCAAGCUAAGCUCGACUCACUCACACGAGAUCUUGCAAAUGCUCGACAGGCAGCAGACGAGGCUGCAGAGGCUCAGAGACGUGCAUCUCAGAAUAAUACAUCGCUCAGCGAGACCAGUCUAGCUGAAUAUCGCUCACUUAUUAACGCCACGCAUAGAAAAGCAUCCGCCAGCGUCCUUGCCGUUUCGGAGCGUCAAGCCCUGGAGACGCUCAGCCGAGACGAGAAGACGGCGUCCCGAACACUCACACAAGUGAGGGCCAAACAUGAAGAGUUUGAGCGGAACAAAGAAAAACUUCAAGGCGACGAGAAAACUCAGCAAGCCAACAAGUCAGAGCUCGAGCAAAGGCUCGCUACCCUCCAGGGGGAUCACGCACGCUCAAAGCAAGAGUACGAAAACCAGCAAAGCGAACGGACGAGGAUCAGCCGUCUCGAGACCGAGACAAACGAAAAACUCGCAGAUGUCUAUCAGCGGUUGCUCCAAGCAGGCGUCGACAGGACCGAAUCCGAGCGCGAAGCAAAGCUAAAGGAGACGCUCUCAAGCCUGCAGCGCAUAUUCCCAGGUGUUCGAGGGCGCGUGGUCGACCUCUGCAAACCCACACAGCGCAAGUACGAGACAGCAGUAUCCGUCAUCCUGGGGCGCAACAUUGAUGCUGUCGUCGUGGAUGAAGAGAAGACUGCUAUUGAAUGCAUCGACUAUAUGCGCACCCAGCGCGCCGGCCAAGCGACCUUCCUCCCCCUCGAUACGAUCAGCACGAAACCAAUCAACGACAAGUUCCGCUCCUUCGCCAGAGGCGCGCGUCUCGCGGUCGACGUGAUCCAGUAUGAGGCUGCCGUGGAACGCGCAAUGCACCAUGCGUGUGGGAAUGCGCUUGUAUGUGACACGAUGGACGUGGCGAGGUACGUGUGUUGGGAGCGGGGGCAGGAGGUGAAAGCUGUUACAUUGGAGGGCACCGUCAUCCAUAAGAGUGGGCUUAUUACUGGUGGUCGAAGUACGCACGGGGGAGGGAAGAAGUGGGAGGAGAAGGACGUGCAAGGUCUUACGCGUCUUCGCGACAGUCUCGUGGCACAGCUUCAGGAACUGAAUCGCUCGAAACCGAGGGGUAAGGCAGAUGAAAAUGUCAUCGCUGAAAUUACACGACUAGAGAGUGCUAUAACUGUUGUACGAGACGAUCUGAGCGCCUGCAGAUCCCGGUACACCGGGAUCAAAGAGGAGCUUAAACACGUCGACCGGGAACUCAAGAAGCUCUCUCCCGAUCUAAAAAAGGCUCAAACUUCACACUCGAAACUAUCCUCUCAAAUCGCAGAACUCCAAUCUGUGAUCGACUCAGCCGAAGACGGCGUGUUCGCCUCAUUUUGCGACGAGAUCGGCGUCGAAAAUGUUCGAGAGUAUGAGGAACCAAGUUGCGAGGUUAACACACCAGUUGAGGGACGAGAUCGACACGUGCGUAGGUCUCAGUUCGAAGAGGAGCAGUUGAGGAUGACACAAUCGCGUCUGGCGACGCUGCGAAACGCGGCUGAAGAUGAGCAGCGGAAGGUGGCGGAGCUGGAAGAAAAGAAGCGCACCAUUCAAGUUGAGAUUGCGGAGGCGCAAGAGGGCAUCGCACAACUUCGAGAAACGCUGCAGGGUCUCAACGACGUGCUCGACGAGAAGAAUAAGCAUGUCGAUCAAGCGAAAAAGACGCACGCGAAAGCUGCCAAGGUGCUUGACCAGGCUCUCAAGGAGAUUGGUCUGAAGAACGACGAGAUUGAGAAGCUGGCACUGGAACGAUCGGCGACCUACAGGAAAUGUAGGCUUGAGGACAUCAAACUACCUCUGUUGGAAGGGAAUGUGAAGAAUGUUCCGAUGGAAGAGAACCUGCGAGAGGAGGUAGCUAUGGAUGUUGACGAUGACGAUGGUACCCAACGACCACGACAAGUCCAUGAUUAUGGGAUCGAGGUUGACUUUGACUCCUUGACUGAGGAGGAGCGUGCGGACAACUCUCCUGAGACCGCCGCCGAGUUCGAUGCUCAAAUUGCGAAACUCAACGGAGAGAUUGAGAGAAUGGCACCCAACUUGAAGGCUAUUGAAAAGCUAGACGAUGUCGAGGCCAAGCUCGCAGACACGGAGAAAGAAGCUGAUAAGGCACGGAAAGACUCAAAAAAUGCACGUGAUCAGUUCAACGACGUCAAGAGAAGAAGAUGCGAGUCAUUCAAUAAGGCGUACAAUCAUAUUUCGGAUUGUAUCGAUCAGGUGUACAAAGACCUCACGAAGGGGAAAGCGUCGCCGAUGGGAGGCGUCGCAUAUCUUAGUUUGGAGGACAGUGAGGAACCUUAUAACGCUGGUAUCAAAUAUCAUGCCAUGCCACCGAUGAAACGAUUCCGUGACAUGGAACAACUCUCGGGUGGGGAAAAGACCGUGGCCGCCCUGGCUCUUCUCUUCGCUAUACACAGUUACCAACCUGCACCAUUCUUCGUCCUUGAUGAAGUAGACGCUGCUCUGGACAAUACUAACGUUGCCAAGAUCGCCAACUAUAUCCGGAGCCAGGCGUCCGACUCCUUCCAGUUCAUCGUCAUCAGCUUGAAGGGUUCAUUGUAUGAGCGUGGUAACUCCCUUGUCGGAAUCUACCGUGAUCAAGAUGUGAACAGCUCUCGCACGCUGACGUUGGAUCCUUGUAAUUUUGAUCCGACAACUACUUCAAUACUGAUAACCAAGCCUCCUACAUCAUCCCCUGAUAUUCGCCGCAGUAUCUGGGGCGAUUUCCACUGA